AUGUCUUACAAGCUUAUUUUUGCCCACCUCACCUUGCUGUCCACCAUAUUUGCAUCUCCAACACCUCAAGGCCAAUCCACCGAAGAAGAGGCCAAGAUCAUCCCCGUCAUCUCCGGCGGCCUACCUUCAUGCCCUGACCAUCGUCCACCGGGAUCCAUACCAGACGGGACAUGCUACCCCUCCAUCAGCGUCACAGACCUCACCGCUCCCUCAGCAUGGGGUGCUUUGUCCAGCCUCGUCGAUAACGCGACCCAAGCACUUGUCCCAACCGCUUUGGGAGGCCUCAACCUCUCGGCAUGGUACCAAGCCUCCUGCGCCCAACCUAUCAGCGACGUCUGCAACUACGCUGGACGAUACGACUCGCAACAAGGUAGUAAUACGCCCUCGUGGGUUUGGGGCAUUGGCGACACGAACGCGACGCAGACUUGCCUAGUGGGCUAUUUUCAGCCGGUGGAUAAUGCGGUGGCGUAUCCAAGUACGGAUGCUUGUCAAGCGAAUAUUCUGGGGCCCUUGUUGAGGGUGAUGCAGCAGACGCCGACCGCAGUGGGGAGGAGGGUGAGUGUGAAUUUGAGUAGGUGGCCGGAUCUGCCUGAUACUGGAAACUUGGGGAAUAGAGUAGCGGCUAAGGUGACGGGUGGGGAUCAGGGUUCGGGGGUUAAUGGGAGUGUGAGCUCGUGGAUCAUACAGCCGUUGGUUCUUGCUCGCGGACUUGGUCGAUAG
Messenger RNA from Bacidia gigantensis, 720 nucleotides. RefSeq lists its product as uncharacterized. The coding region runs from base 1 to 720 and encodes 239 amino acids. The record is from RefSeq and is a predicted model, not a curated record. Lineage: Eukaryota; Fungi; Ascomycota; Lecanoromycetes; Lecanorales; Ramalinaceae. The transcript has a single exon.